Rosa rugosa (rugosa rose) is the source of this 1265-nucleotide messenger RNA. RefSeq lists its product as uncharacterized. The transcript is spliced from 3 exons. The record is from RefSeq and is a predicted model, not a curated record. Lineage: Eukaryota; Viridiplantae; Streptophyta; Magnoliopsida; Rosales; Rosaceae. Bases 34 to 399 code for a protein of 121 amino acids.
CACCAGUUUUGAUUUUCUUCAGCUUAGUUUCUUAUGCUUCUUUUGAAACUUAAGAGUUGGUUCUUGCUCUUCUCUUUUUACUCAUCGUGUUUCGUUUCAAUACUAGUUCUUUAUGGACAAUUUGUUUUUAUCUUUAAACCGUUUAAUUCAUUGCAACAAAUUCUGAAUCCCAGACAGCAGCACCUUUGGCUGGAGAUUCUGCUCAAGCUUUCUUCUCACGUUCAAAGGCUUCAACAACUUUGGGAGGAAAAGCUUCUGAACAACCCCCACGAACACCAGUAUCCAAAGAAGAGAUUGAGGCUAUUUUGUUGGGUGGCUGCAUCUGAUGUUCUCUGGAGCUUGAAUAAUGGAGGUUUAUAUUCUGGACAACGUUCUCACCAUUUUAAGCACUUGGCUUAAGUCCAUCUGGUUGCGCUAAAAGAAUUUGCACACCCUUCAAGGGAGAUUCCCUCUGCAUUGCAGACAGUAGGACUGACCUUAAAUAAGCCUUGCAACUUCCAUGUUUGGUUUUGUGUUUCAAAUGAGUUCUUUGAUCACAGAAAAAGAACUAAAGCUUCGACAGGUAAUGACUGUGAACAACUUUAGUUGAUGAAUGCUUGUCUGGUUAGAUGGAUUUAAGUAUGCCUAGCAUUGCUUUGCAUUUACAAAAUCAAUUAGUUAUUUACCGUUGUAUGUGUUCUGCCCUUUAGGCAAUGACAAUUAUUGGUCUUUAUGACUCUACAUACUGGUUCUCAUGGCUCACAUGGGAGGGAAUUAUCACACUUCUCUCAUCACUUUUCAUCACUCUGUUUGGAUGAUAUAUAUUUCAGUUUGAUAUGUUCCUGAAAAACAAUUUUGAGGUCAUCUUCCUCAUUUUCUUUCUUUUUCAACUCAAUAUGGUAAGUCUGUUUCUUGCAAUUACUCGCUUUAAUUUACACUUGUUCUUGCUGAUCCCUAUUCUUAAGCAAAGCCUCGUCAUAUUUGAUUACCGUUGUUCCCUUCUCUCUAACAUUGAUGCCAGAUUGGUUUUACCUUUAUGUUAUCGGAAUUCAUAAGCAAGUCAUCUUCAUCGACAACUGUGGGUUUCUCCAUAUUUAUGACCACUUCUAUGAUUCGGGUGAUUCCAUUCAUGAUCAGAUUGUGAAACUAGUAUAGCAGUACAGCUAGCUAGUUCUUUAUUAACUUGUGUCUAGAAGAAAUUCAUCAUUCAUUAAGCAUUUGGACUUGUCUGCAGAUCCAGAUUAGUAGAGAUGGAUCAUUUUGAACUGAUGUUCACGAUUAGGUUU